AUGUUAUCAUAAAAAAAAGAACAAUUUAGGUAGUAAAUUAGGAAGCAAAGAUUAGAAGAACUUUUUAUGGAAAUAAGAAAAAGAAGUAUUUAAAAAUGUGAUACUCAGCAAUGUUAAGAUUAAAUGGAUGAGGAAAUAAUUAGUCUUUGCAAUUAAAUAGAAACAGAGCAAAAUUUUAACAUUUCCAAAUUUCCUCUUCUAAAAGAAAUUUUAAAGGGAGAUUUAACAAAUUAAAGAAUACUAUUGUUAUAAUUGAUAGUGAGAAAAUGCCAAGAAACUUAAUAGACAGAGGUGAUAGAAACACUUUUUGAAGAUUUUCAUUUAGGGUAAAAAAUUUUGGAGCAGUGCGAAAAAGAACAAAAUUUAGAAUUUUUAGAUGAAUAAUUAUAUUUACUUGGAAUUCUAUCAUAGUCUUCAUUAUUAUGCUAAGCUUCACUUAUACAAUUUUAAAUUGUUCAAAUUCUUAAUAAGAUUGUGGAAGUAGAAAUUGAGUCCGAUGAUAAUUAUAUGUCAACUUUUAUGUACAUAAUAACAACAUUUGUCGAACCAAACAGCAGAAUUCCAUUUUAAGAUAUUAAACCACUAAUGUCAAUUUUAGAUAAAUUAUGCAAAAAAUUGCGAGGAAUAAAUUAUUUAGACAUAGAAUUUGAUUUAGAGAACAAUGAAAAAUAUUCUGAAACAAAGCAUUCAUUUCUUAGUAGAAUCCUCCUAUUUUUUCGAUAUUAUAUUGAUAAAUCUCAAUUCACUGCUAACUUAACAAUCUAUUAAAAUGUUUGGAUAAUCCUCACAACUUUAGCAUUUAUAGUUCAAGAAUAAUACUCAUUAAGAUAGAGUGCAUUACAAGUUAUUUGUGAAUCGAUGAAACUAAAUGAUCAAAAUUUAAAAUUUGAUAUUAUAGAAAAGCAUCCAGACAUUUUUUUUCAAUUACUUACAAUUAUCGAUCACCAUUCAUCAAGUAAUAAAGCUACUGAUAAAUGUAUAAGAACUUAAGCAUCUAUUAUUAUGAAAUAAUUGUUUUGCGAUUAAUCUUAAUAUAUUAUUUAGAAUAUUCAUUUAAAUUAAAUACCAUUACAAUUUUUGUAAUUGAUUGAAAGAGAAAGUAAUUAUAUAUUUUAUGUUAGAGGAUCGCCAAGUCUUAUAUCAUUAAUUAGAUGCCUUAUUUCUCAUAUGUUCUAGUAGCUCAUUUUAGUAAUGCAUCGAUUUAUAUAAUAAUGGAUUAUUAAAUCUAUUAAUAUCUCUAUAUAAAGAAAUGAAAGAAUGGCAGGAUUUUAUAAUUAGUAAAGUUUUAAUAAAAUGUAAUUAAUCUAUUUAUUAUAUUUAGUAACCUUUGCUGUUAUCCAACACAAUUUAAGUGAUAAUCGUAUAUUGAACUUUUUAAAAUAACAUAAACUCGCAAUAUAUUUGGAUGAUAUAGUAAUAAAUUGCAAAAAUGAAACUACAUGUCAAAGAGCGAAUCGAAUACUUAAAUAUCUUUAAUGA
Messenger RNA from Paramecium sonneborni, 1479 nucleotides. NCBI's taxonomy places the organism in Eukaryota, Ciliophora, Oligohymenophorea, Peniculida, Parameciidae. The record is from the annotation of a GenBank genome assembly.